UUACCUAGACCGGUCGUGAGGAAGGACUGUGUGAUCAAACCAGAUGGAGAUCUACCAACAGAGAUAAAUACUGGAAGUGAACGUGUGAGGCAGAGAAUUCUUGAUAUCGCCAUACGAAUCGAAAACAAAAUAUUUCAAAAUUCUGAUCAAAUGAUAAAUGAUGAGGAUUAUAAAAGAAAUUGUUAUUCCAAGUUAUGGAAUUUAAAGGAUAAAAGUAACCCUAAUUUCGUCAAGAAAGUUGCUUCUGGUAUGAUUUCACCAGAAGAUGUUGCAAACAUGACUAGCGAA
Messenger RNA from Racocetra fulgida, 288 nucleotides. Lineage: Eukaryota; Fungi; Glomeromycota; Glomeromycetes; Diversisporales; Gigasporaceae. The record is from the annotation of a GenBank genome assembly.